CGCCAUCGGCAUCUUAUUCGUUUUCUGGCCCUUCCACGUCUUGUACCACCGGAAUGUGCGCCUCCCUUGUCUCCCCUGCUUUCUCGGGCGUCUAUAAAUACAUCUGCCCUUCGCUACCUUUUCUCCUCUUCUAAACACCAAACCCCUCACUCGGUUGCCUCUCGCUCUCUCCUCGCUCCUCUGGUUUUAGGGUUUUGGUGAGCCGAAACGAGCCUUGGAAGGCGAGAUUCCAAGGAAAUUACAUGGACGCCUACGCCCUCCAUCUCGCCGUGGCGGCGCUCGUAGGCGCAUCCUUCGUCGCCGUCUCUGCCUACUACGUGCACCGCAAAACCCUCGGCCAGCUCCUCGAGUUCGCCCGCGCCGUCGAGAAGGAACGCGGCCGUGAUCGCCGUGGCGAUGACGAUGAUGAGCCCAAGCGGGGCCUGCUGAGGCGGGGCCGGUACGGGUACCGGCGAAGUGGGUCCGGGUCUGACCGACGCGGCUGGGGGUCGGCGUCGCUGCCGGACGUGAUGGCGGCGACGGCGCUGGACGGGGAGGAGGUGGAGGAGGAGGAGGAGGAAGAAGAAGAGGCAGCGGCAGCGGAGUUAGACUCACGGGGCUUUCCGAUUCCUGUGGGGCUGCCUCGCCUGCAAACCGUCCCGGAAGGUAAUGUGCAGUCUCUUCAUGGAAUCUCAAAUAAAAGAGGUGGACAUGGCAUCAGGUCGACUUCUAAAUCACCUGUUGCUAGUGCUAGUGCCUUCGAGAGCCAAGAGGGAUCAGAGGAAGAAGACAAUCUGCCAAAUGAUAGUAAACUUGACAAUGCCUACUUGCAUGCAAAUGGAAUUAUAGGGGAAGAAGGUAAGAGCUUAUACCAAGCUUUGCCUGAUCAUAUUGCUGUGAAUGGGGAUCCAAAGUCCUUAACUGCAUCGAGCAUGAUUCGAUCUCAUAGUGUAUCUGGUGAUCUACAUGGUGUACCACCUGACCCAGUGGCAGCCGAUAUUCUUAGAAAAGAGCCUGAACAAGAAACCUUUGUCAGACUCAAAAUUACCCCGACUGAGACACCAUCUGCUGAUGAAGCUGAGGUCUACAAAAUUCUCCAGAACUGUCUUGUGCUGCGAGAAACUUAUGUCUUUAGAGAGGAACGUGCUCCUUGGGAGAAAGAAGUCAUAACCGACCCUAGUACACCAAAGGCAAAUCCUAAUCCGUUCUUCUAUAUGCCUGAGCAGAAAACCAAUCAUGUAUUUUGUAUGGUAGAUGGGGUUGUUCAUGUUUACGCUUGUAAAGAUUCAAAGGAAAGACUUUUUCCUGUGGCUGAUGCUACAACAUUUUUUACGGACUUGCAUCAUAUUCUCCGAGUAAUUGCAGCUGGAAAUAUCAGAACAUUAUGCCAUCACCGUCUGGUUCUUCUUGAGCAGAAAUUUAAUCUUCAUUUGAUGCUCAAUGCGGAUAGAGAAUUUCUUGCACAGAAAAGUGCACCACAUCGUGAUUUUUACAAUGUCAGGAAAGUUGACACCCAUGUUCAUCACUCAGCAUGCAUGAACCAGAAGCAUCUAUUGAGAUUUAUAAAGUCAAAGUUGAGGAAAGAACCUGAUGAGGUUGUGAUUUUUAGAGAUGGAACGUAUAUGACACUAAAGGAGGUUUUUGAGAGUUUGGACUUGACUGGGUAUGAUCUUAAUGUCGAUCUCUUAGAUGUCCAUGCAGACAAGAGCACAUUUCAUCGUUUUGACAAGUUUAACCUUAAAUACAAUCCUUGUGGCCAAAGUAGGCUAAGGGAGAUUUUUCUUAAGCAGGAUAAUCUCAUACAAGGGCGUUUCCUGGCUGAGCUGACAAAACAAGUUUUUUGUGACCUUGCUGCUAGUAAAUACCAGAUGGCUGAAUAUAGGUUAUCAAUAUAUGGAAGGAAACAAAGCGAGUGGGACCAACUUGCUAGUUGGAUUGUGAAUAAUGAAUUGUACAGUGAAAAUGUUGUUUGGUUAAUUCAGAUUCCACGGCUAUACAAUGUAUACAAGGAAAUGGGUAUAGUUACAUCAUUUCAAAACCUUCUUGACAAUAUUUUUCUUCCCCUUUUUGAGGUUACAGUUGACCCAGAUUCACACCCUCAGUUACAUGUUUUCUUAAAACAGGUUGUGGGGUUGGAUUUGGUGGAUGAUGAAAGCAAACCUGAAAGACGUCCAACAAAGCAUAUGCCGACACCAACUCAAUGGACGAAUGUCUUUAACCCUGCAUUCUCGUAUUAUGCAUAUUAUUGUUAUGCUAACCUGUACACACUGAACAAGCUUCGUGAGUCAAAAGGCAUGACAACCAUCAAAUUCCGUCCUCAUUCUGGAGAGGCUGGUGACAUUGACCACCUUGCUGCAACUUUUCUGUGUGCUCAUAAUAUUGCUCAUGGGAUCAAUCUAAGAAAGUCCCCAGUCCUUCAGUACUUGUAUUAUCUUGCUCAGAUUGGUUUGGCAAUGUCUCCUCUAAGCAACAACUCUUUGUUUCUUGAUUAUCAUCGAAAUCCUUUGCCAAUGUUCUUCCACAGAGGUCUAAAUGUUUCUCUUUCAACGGAUGACCCUCUACAAAUCCACCUUACAAAAGAACCCUUGGUGGAGGAGUACAGUAUUGCAGCUUCGGUGUGGAAGCUAAGCUCAUGUGACUUGUGUGAAAUUGCCAGAAAUUCUGUUUACCAGUCUGGUUUUUCCCAUGCUCUCAAGUCGCAUUGGAUUGGGAAGAAUUACUAUAGGAGAGGUCCUGAUGGGAAUGAUAUCCAUAAGACAAAUGUGCCUCAUAUCCGACUUGAAUUUCGUGACAUGAUAUGGAGGGAAGAGAUGCGGCAAGUUUAUUUAGGGAAGGCUGUUUUACCAAAAGAAGUGGAGAAGUAAGCUCAGCUUGAUUAUAGCCAACAUAGAGGAACUUUGCUUGGUGCAGGAAUUAUCUAGAGAUCUUGAACAUGAGCGGAGUAUCGAUUAUCCGAAAAUUGGAGAUAGGAGGAACACUCUUGGCUGAUGCAUUAUCCAAAUUGCGACGGAAGAGACAAUGUCAUUGGUCUAAGUCGUGGCACAGAUUUUGACUUGAUAUACCAAACAUACCACAAGUCAACCAAACUGCACAUUGUAUGGCUGGGUAUGGAAGAGAUAUUGUUUCUGUGGGAUUCUAGCCAAGCUCUUCCUAGGCAGCUCCUUUGUAUUGGCUCAGAUCUCAUCGGAGCUGGCUCUGUUACACUUGAAUAAAUAUUUUUUAUUUCAAAAUAUAAUGAUGUGGCAAUUAAUUUGUGUUUUA
Molecule: messenger RNA, 3240 nt
Organism: Musa acuminata AAA Group (dessert banana)
Lineage: Eukaryota; Viridiplantae; Streptophyta; Magnoliopsida; Zingiberales; Musaceae
Product: AMP deaminase-like
Exons: 20
Coding region: 243-2843 (866 amino acids)
Biological process (GO): IMP salvage; AMP metabolic process
Cellular component (GO): cytosol
Molecular function (GO): AMP deaminase activity
Source: RefSeq, a predicted model, not a curated record